AUGUGUGCAUUAAAUUUGAAAUCUAGCUAUUGGAAAGUUGAUCAUACUGAUAAUGGCAACUACAUUCACUCUAUUCCUACUAACACAUCAAUGUCGAUGGAUGGUAAUACUAUUGCUGUAAGUUCCAAUUAUAUUACAGAAGGCCUGAAGGUUUAUGAAUUGUCAGGAAAUUCUUUAAUACAUCUGGCGUCCAUUACGUUACCUGACAUUCACACACUCAAGUUUUUAAGACCAAUCAAAAACGCACCGAAAGAAUUCAAAUAUCUUCUCUCUGGUCAUUCAAAUGGAAUUGUUCAUUUAUCGGCAAUACCACUAGUAGAAAAUACUGUUUUUGAGAAUGCUGAGAUUAUUAAGCGAUUCAACCAUAAGAAACACCUGGAUCAAUCUUUCCAAUUUGGAAGAACUAAUCCAAUUUUAAAUAAUGGAAAAGUUUCAACCACUAUCAGUACAAUCGAAUUAACCAACUCUGCUUGGACAUCUGCUCCUCUCAACUCGAUGGUCACUGCUUACGACUACAAUUUAUUUUACUGGGAUACCGCAAGAUCAAGAGCGCCACUUUCAAUAGUCCAUAAGAACGGACUGUCGAAUGUUUCUAUAAAUAAAUGCGUAGAUUCUUUGUCUGCUGUUGUUGGUAGUUUUGGACUGUCACUGUUCGAUUUUAGAGCUGAUGAUAGGUCGGGAUUCUCAGAUAUCUACGUUUCUAAAUCAUCUAUGCAAAAGUCAGAUGGGGUUUUGGAUGGCUUCACAAAUGCAAUAUGGUGUGACUCCAAUCCAAACUAUAUAGCUACAAACCACGAGCUUGAUAACACUGUUUAUAUCUGGGACAUUAGAAAGCACCAACCAGUUUCAAAAUUGACAGGAUUUACAGAUUCAAUAGUCAAGAUGAGCUGGAAAAAAGAGGAUCAUCUAUGGACAGCAGACAAAGAUGGAUGCAUAACCAAAUGGGAUAUUGGUCGGGUUGAUGAUAUUGCCGAUACAAAACUAACCAUGCGUUCUAACCAUCAAUUGAAGGGCUUUUGGAAUAGUGAGGUAAACGAUAAGGAUAUUGGAAUGACUAAAAUAAAGGCCGGAAUUAGUGCCAAGAUCUCCGAAUCCAAAAUUAUUUCCAUGGAGUUUCCAUCUACUCACCCGGGGAGCAUUCUAUGUCUAGAUGGUACACACCUCAGUUUCCAUGAUAACGCAAAGCCAUUUAAACCAAGGAAUGUUCCUGAAUUAUACAGCUGCGCACAAUUUGUCACCCCUCCGUUACCUUGUAAGCCCGAACUUAAUCAUAGGAUUAGUUCAUACGCCAGCAAAAGUUCUAUUGGUACAUUUGCACAUACGGUGUCCGGUGAUUCAUUCAAUAUCUUUGAUAGAUACUCUUACUCAAACCAGUCAGCAGGUAUCCCAAUUACCCCGAAUUCUCAAGUUUCUUUUCCCCGAAAUUCAUGUGAAUCAUUCGCCAUUGCUCAAAAGGAUAGAAUUGAAAUAAACGGUACAAAUGGGAGGAAUAACCGAUAA
This is a messenger RNA of Pichia kudriavzevii, 1500 nucleotides long. RefSeq lists its product as uncharacterized. The coding region runs from base 1 to 1500 and encodes 499 amino acids. NCBI's taxonomy places the organism in Eukaryota, Fungi, Ascomycota, Pichiomycetes, Pichiales, Pichiaceae. Gene Ontology annotation, molecular function: protein binding. The transcript has a single exon. The record is from RefSeq and is a predicted model, not a curated record.